This is a messenger RNA of Aspergillus tubingensis, 1431 nucleotides long. RefSeq names its product FAD-binding oxidoreductase. Bases 1 to 1431 code for a protein of 476 amino acids. The record is from RefSeq and is a predicted model, not a curated record. Gene Ontology annotation, molecular function: FAD binding; oxidoreductase activity. NCBI's taxonomy places the organism in Eukaryota, Fungi, Ascomycota, Eurotiomycetes, Eurotiales, Aspergillaceae. The transcript has 4 exons.
AUGCCAUUCUUACCCUUCUCUAUUAUCCGUGGUUUGAGGAGAGAGUUGGAUGGUACAGACGCUGAAAUUCUGACCUGGGGAUGUGAAGGCUAUAUCGACUGCAUAGAGCAAUGGAGUGAAACAUGCAAUACACUUGUGGGCGCGAUGGUCCGGGUCACAUCGGCCGAUGAAGCAGCCAUAGUCGUCCGUUUUGCCACACGCCAUGACGUUCCUUUCGCAGUCAAAGGAGGAGGUUAUUCUACCAGCGGCGCAUCCACAACUCAUGGCGGUAUCGUGUUAGACCUAUGCAGGCUUCGGGAGGUCUAUGUGUAUCCAGACUCCUUGGUUCUCGCGGUCCAAGGUGGGGCGCUGUGGAAAGAUGUAGAUGUUGCAGCCGCACAGUAUAAGCUCGCAGUGGUCGGAAGCACACUUAACCAGAUUGGAGCUGCUGGAGCAACAUUAGGAGGAGGCUAUGGAUGGUUGACCGGCGAGUACGGUCUCGCGAUUGAUAACUUACUUUGGGUGAGGUUGAUCUUGGCCGAUGGCACUAUAGUGAUAGCAUCAGAAGAGCAACACCCAGACUUGUUUUGGGCCAUUCGGGGCGCCGGUCAAUGCUUUGGAGUAGCUGUUGAGUUGGGCCUCCGAGCGCACAUACAAGAUCACCAUGUAUUUGCUGGUACUCUCCUCUUCAACCCGGACAAGUUACCUACGCUUGUCAAUUUCGCCAAUCAGUUCGAGACUAUCACCGACGGUAGGCAGGGUUUCUGGUUUGGUUUCGCUAUGCAGCCGUCUAUGACUGAAUGCUCCGUUUUGGUGGUAGUUUUCUAUAAUGGCACUCAGGCUGCCGCACAAAAGUUUUUUUCUCCGAUUUUGUCGCUCGAGUCCUUAAAGAGUGGAACGCAGAUGCUCCCAUACGACAGCCUCAACGGUGUACUAGACAGGGCGAGUUUUGUGGCGCACCGAGGACACCGUUCAAGGGUCGAUAUCAAGUAUCCUGCCGAUAUGAGAGUGGGUCCUCGAAAAAGCCUUAGAGGUUCAAAUAUCACGCUUCCUCUGGAUGUCGCUUUUGUGCUGUCAAUAUACGAGGCAUUUGAUAGUCUGUUGAAAAACUAUCCGCAAACAAGGGACACCUAUGCCAGCCGCGGUCAUUACUACAACGUCAGCACCCUCUUUGAAUGGAAUGAAGCACAUCUUGAUGACAAGAUCCGCGCGCUACAGAAGAAUUUGAUGGACCGGAUCGGAGUACUCGCGGGGAUUGAAAGGCAGCCGAAUUACAACAUGUCCGAACAUGGAACCGGGCUAUAUGCGAAUUAUGCUGGUCAUGAUGUGCCGAUCAAGCGAAUUUUUGGAGAGAACCUUCCCCGUCUGCGAGAAUUGAAGAAAAAGUACGACCCACAUAAUACGUUCAGGAAAUGGCACAAUCUUAACGCGCUUGUCGAUUCUCCGGAAUGA